AUGACCGCAAUAACCGUGGGCGUUAUCGGUGCAACCGGUAACGCAGGCCAGACUGUGGUAAAUGGUCUGCUAUCUUCACCAGUGGCUUUCACCGUCACAUCUUUCACCCGAGAGUCCUCUGUCAAUAGCCAGGAAAACCAAAGGCUCAAAGCAAAGGGUGUUUGUAUUGUCGGCUACGAUCUAAGCGGUCCCCGCCAGAAGCUUGUUGACCAGUUAAAGAAUAUCAAUGUUCUUAUCUCCUGUAUAACCUGGGAACAUCUGGACUUGCAGCUUCCUUGGAUUGAAGCAGCAAAGGAGGCUGGAGUGAAACGUUUCGUUCCUUCGGAAUGGGUGGGACCAUGCCCUAGAGGUGUCCACUGGAUCAAAGACCAUAAACUUGAAAUCCUCGGCGCAAUCCAACGGGCUCGUCUACCCUAUACUAUUAUCGAUGCCGGCUGCUGGUAUUCCGUUUUUGUUCCUAAGGAUGGAAAUCAGAAAUUUGCCUUGACUGAUAUAGAGGAUGUUGGCAAGUAUGUUGCGCAGAUUGUGGCGGACCCUAGAACUAUCAACAAGCACGUGUUUGCAUACACCGAGGUGCUUAGUAUGAAUGAAAUCUGGGAUACUAUGGCCAGAGUCACGGGCGAAAAACCAGAGAAGGAAUAUGUGUCUGUGGCGGAAAUACACGAGAUCAUUGAGGCUUGCCGAGAGAGACUGGAGAAAAGUCCCCAUAAAAUGACCCAUCCAGAUAAUAUUAUGGAUUGUGCCAAUUAUAACAUGGGCGAGUAUCGCAUCUCCUGGUGUGUACGAGGCGAUAACACACCCGAGCAUGCAGAAUACCUCGGGUAUCUGGAUUUCUGGAAGCUGUUCCCAAGUUUUCAGAAGGGCACGAGUCUCGAGUCGUUCUUUCAGAGUGUUGUCAAUGGGGAGAUCGGCUCAACCACGUACGACCCCGAUCAGUAA
Messenger RNA from Aspergillus pseudotamarii, 939 nucleotides. RefSeq names its product isoflavone reductase family protein. The transcript has 5 exons. Bases 1 to 939 code for a protein of 312 amino acids. Lineage: Eukaryota; Fungi; Ascomycota; Eurotiomycetes; Eurotiales; Aspergillaceae. The record is from RefSeq and is a predicted model, not a curated record.